This is a messenger RNA of Glycine soja, 2597 nucleotides long. RefSeq names its product O-fucosyltransferase 20-like. Gene Ontology annotation, cellular component: cytoplasm. The record is from RefSeq and is a predicted model, not a curated record. The transcript has 6 exons. Lineage: Eukaryota; Viridiplantae; Streptophyta; Magnoliopsida; Fabales; Fabaceae. Bases 460 to 2193 code for a protein of 577 amino acids.
CCAUCAAAAGUUGAGAUGGAUAAUGCCACUAUAAUUACGAUAAUAUAAUGAAGAAUGUCAAAUGCCAACAACCAUAAAUUCCCCACUUUAAAAACGAUGUGCACCAGAACUAAGCUUGUCCAAAUUCUCAAACCUCAAUUUCUACCUUUGAUUACACGUUGAAACUUUGGUCUAAUUUCGCGUUCCCGCCGACCCACUUCUCUCUCUAUCUCUAUCUCUCCCUCUCUUUCUCUAGAAAAAGAGGAAAAAAAAAAAAAGAAGAAAAAAAGACUUUGAAUGAAAACUUACUUGAUUGAGGCUCUUUUAAAACCAAACCAAACUCAUAAUCUCUCAUUAUCUUUCAUUAUGGUCUUCUUCUUCUGAAGGAAGAGAAGAAGUUCAGAACAAAAACACAACAAAAAAGAAGUAACUCUCUUUCUUUCUUUCUUUCUUUCUUUCGUUGUGAAGUUGUUCUCUUUAAUGGCGAAGUCAAAGAACAAUGCUAAGAAGUUGUCCUACAUAUCAGUUCCAUCUCAGAUCAUCAACUCCAUAUCAUCAUCUUCUCUGCAAUCUCUUCUUGACUCUCCCAAGAAGUCUUCAAGGAACACCAACAACAACAGGUUCUUUAUCUUCUUCACCAACAGCACCAGCACCAUCAUCUUCAGAAAACAAAGACUGUGGUUUUUCACACUCUUUCUCUUUGGUUUCCUUGGCAUGCUCAAGUUUGGCCUCACCCUUCACACCCCUUUCCCCCCCUACCCAUGUGCCACCACAACCCUUCUGCCACAGAACAUGAUCUCGACCACCCCACAUUCAAAGUCAAACCUUGGUGCUGUUUUGAGAGAGAACAAUGACCAAAAAAAAGAUGAGGUCUUGUUGUCUCAUGUGGAGCUGAGAGCACAGGGAUUGGAGAAGAUGGAAGGUGAUGAGCGUGUUGAGAAGAGUGAGUUUUGGGAGAAGCCAGAUGGGUUGGGAUACAAACCUUGCUUGAGUUUUAGCAGGGAUUAUAGAAGAGCAAGCGAAGGGGUUCUGAAGGAUAGGAGAAAGUACCUCAUGGUGGUGGUUUCUGGAGGGUUGAAUCAGCAGAGGAAUCAGAUUGUUGAUGCAGUUGUCAUUGCUAGGAUUCUUGGAGCUGCUUUGGUUGUUCCUAUAUUGCAAGUCAAUGUCAUUUGGGGUGAUGAAAGUGAGUUUGGUGAUAUAUUUGAUUUGGAGCACUUCAAGAGAGUUCUUGCCAAUGAUGUGCGAGUGGUUUCAGCAUUGCCAUCAACUCACCUAAUGACAAAGCCAGUGGAGGGUAGUCCUCCACUUCAUGUCACUCCUAGUUGGAUCCGUUCAAGAUAUCUCAGAAGAUUUAACAGAGAAGGUGUUUUGCUCUUGCGUAGUUUGGAUUCAAGGCUGUCAAAGGAUCUCCCUUCUGAUCUUCAAAAGCUUAGAUGCAAGGUUGCUUUCAACGCACUACGGUUUGCUCAGCCGAUUCAGGAACUCGGUGACAGCAUUGCAGAGAGAAUGCAAAGCAAGGGACCUUACCUUGCUCUUCAUCUAAGAAUGGAGAAGGAUGUGUGGGUGAGGACCGGAUGCCUCCCCGGUUUGAGUCCCGAAUUUGAUGAGAUUGUUAACAAUGAGAGGAUACAACGGCCAGAGCUCUUGACUGCAAGAUCAAGCAUGACUUACCAUGAAAGGAAGAUGGCUGGUCUAUGCCCCUUGAAUGCUGUGGAGGUUACUAGGCUUUUGAAAGGUCUAGGAGCUCCAAAGAAUGCAAGAAUUUACUGGGCUGGAGGACAACCAUUGGGUGGAAAAGAAGCCUUGCUUCCAUUGAUCCAAGAGUUUCCUCAUUUUUAUAGCAAGGAAGAUCUUGCCUUGCCAGGAGAACUACAACCAUUUGCAAAUAAGGCUUCUAUAAUGGCUGCCAUAGAUUACAUAGUCUCUGAGAAGAGUGAUGUUUUCAUGCCAUCUCAUGGGGGAAAUAUGGGCCAUGCAAUUCAGGGUCAUCGAGCAUUUGCCGGGCACAAGAAAUAUAUAACCCCAAACAAGAGACACAUGCUCCCUUAUUUUCACAAUUCUUCCCUCCCUGAAGAAGAGUUCAACAGGAUUAUGAAAGAGUUGCACCAAGACUCAUUGGGGCAGCCAGAACUUAGAACUAUCAAAGCUGGGAGGGAUGUUACCAAGUUUCCUAUUCCUGAGUGCAUGUGCAAUGACUCCAAUGCUCAAUCCUGAUUUACAAAUUAACACCGAAGUUUGUGACAUGAAGACUACUAGGCAACUUAACAAGGAAGUGAGUGCUAUUUUCAACAGGAUGGGCAAUUUUGAUCCCUUUGGAACCAUUUCAGGUGCCUUUCAGGGUAACCAUAACAGUUCUGAGCACAAAUUUCUACUACAUAUGAUUUCAAGCACUCCUCACCUUGCAGGUGUAUCAUGAUUCCUUAAAUACGUUUUCUAUGUGCCAGUGUACAUUUGCAUCAUCAGUCAAAUGAUAGAUUCAAAAUAAUACCACAACAGAAGAUCAUUCUUUGAUUCUUUAUACAAGGAGCUUGUAUAGAAUACAUGUUCUCUUUAGCUGUGUAAUUCUUAUCACAAUAUGAAGUCUUGUUGAUAUUUGUAUAUAUUAUCGUUAAUUUUUG